This is a messenger RNA of Onychomys torridus (southern grasshopper mouse), 6835 nucleotides long. RefSeq names its product integrin subunit alpha V (gene Itgav). Gene Ontology annotation, biological process: integrin-mediated signaling pathway; cell-matrix adhesion; cell-cell adhesion. Gene Ontology annotation, cellular component: external side of plasma membrane; integrin complex. The transcript is spliced from 30 exons. Gene Ontology annotation, molecular function: integrin binding. NCBI's taxonomy places the organism in Eukaryota, Metazoa, Chordata, Mammalia, Rodentia, Cricetidae. Bases 248 to 3376 code for a protein of 1042 amino acids. The record is from RefSeq and is a predicted model, not a curated record.
GCGCUCGCCUCGCCACUACUGAGCGCCAGCCGCCGCGCUAGGGAGCGACCUCGCCGGAGUCCCGCGUCGCGCACCGCGCCCCCUGGGUGGCCGGCCAGCUCAGCCGCCCGCCUCCCCGCCGCCCGGCCGCCCGGCCGCCCUUGACCGCUAGCGCACAGCACAGCAGUUCAGGCGCUCGUAGGCGGCGGGCCGCGGGCACCGGGACAGGGACAGGGACUGUAUAGCCUUUGGGCUCCACGCCCCGGCGAUGGCUGCUCCCGGGCGGCGGCUGCUGCGCCCUCGCCCCGGUGGCCUUCUGUUGCUGCUGCCCGGCCUCCUGUUGCCCCUCGCCGGCGCCUUCAACCUGGACGUCGAAAGCCCCGCCGAGUACGCCGGCCCCGAGGGAAGUUACUUCGGGUUCGCGGUGGACUUCUUUGAGCCCAGCGCAUCUUCGAUGUUUCUUCUGGUGGGAGCCCCGAAAGCAAACACAACGCAGCCUGGGAUUGUGGAAGGAGGGCAAGUUCUCAAAUGUGACUGCUCGUCGACUCGCAGGUGCCAGCCCAUUGAAUUUGAUUCCACAGGUAAUCGAGAUUUUGCCAAAGAUGACCCAUUGGAGUUCAAGUCCCACCAGUGGUUAGGAGCUUCUGUGAGGUCAAAGCAGGAUAAAAUCUUGGCUUGUGCUCCAUUGUACCACUGGAGGACCGAGAUGAAGCAGGAGAGAGAGCCUGUUGGAACUUGCUUUCUUCAGGAUGGAACCAAGACUGUUGAGUAUGCACCAUGCAGGUCAAAAAAUAUUGAUGCUGAUGGACAGGGAUUUUGUCAAGGAGGAUUCAGCAUUGAUUUUACUAAAGCUGACAGAGUACUUCUUGGUGGUCCUGGUAGCUUUUAUUGGCAAGGUCAGCUCAUUUCGGACCAAGUGGCGGAAAUCAUAUCUAACUAUGACCCCAAUGUCUACAGCAUCAAAUAUAAUAACCAAUUAGCCACGCGGGCUGCACAAGCAAUUUUUGAUGACAGUUAUUUGGGUUACUCUGUAGCUGUGGGAGACUUCAAUGGUGAUGGUAUUGAAGAUUUUGUUUCAGGCGUUCCGAGAGCAGCGAGGACUUUGGGAAUGGUCUAUAUUUAUGAUGGGAAAAACAUGUCCUCUUUACACAAUUUUACUGGCGAACAGAUGGCUGCAUAUUUCGGAUUUUCUGUAGCUGCCACUGACAUUAAUGGGGAUGAUUAUGCAGAUGUGUUUAUUGGAGCGCCUCUGUUCAUGGACCGAGGCUCUGACGGGAAACUCCAAGAGGUGGGCCAGGUCUCAGUGUCUCUGCAGAGAGCAUCGGGAGACUUCCAGACUACAAAGCUGAAUGGAUUUGAGGUUUUUGCCAGAUUUGGAAGUGCCAUAGCUCCUCUGGGAGACCUGGACCAGGAUGGUUUCAAUGAUAUUGCAAUUGCUGCUCCCUAUGGUGGUGAAGAUAAAAAGGGACUUGUUUAUAUCUUCAAUGGGAGAUCAACAGGCCUGAAUUCGGUGCCAUCUCAGAUUCUCGAGGGGCAGUGGGCUGCUCAGAGCAUGCCCCCAAGCUUUGGGUAUUCCAUGAAAGGAGCUACAGAUGUAGACAGAAACGGAUAUCCAGACUUAGUUGUAGGAGCUUUUGGUGUGGAUCGAGCUAUCUUAUACAGAGCCAGACCCGUUGUCACCGUAAAUGCUGGCCUUGAAGUAUACCCAAGCAUUUUAAAUCAAGACAAUAAAAUCUGCCCAUUGCCUGGGACAGCACUCAAAGUUUCCUGUUUUAACGUCAGGUUCUGCUUAAAGGCGGAUGGCAAAGGAACUCUUCCAAAGAGGCUGAACUUCCAGGUGGAGCUUCUUUUGGAUAAACUCAAGCAAAAGGGAGCAAUCCGACGAGCACUGUUUCUCCAUAACAGGUCCCCAGGGCACUCCAAGAACAUGACUGUUGUCAAGGGGGGACAGAUGCAGUGCGAGGAGCUGGUGGCCUAUCUGCGGGAUGAAUCUGAAUUUAGAGACAAACUCACCCCCAUCACUAUUUUUAUGGAGUAUCGGUUGGACCACAGAACGGCUGCUGACGAUACAGGCUUGCAGCCCAUUCUGAACCAGUUCACUCCGGCCAAUGUCAGCCGGCAGGCUCAUAUUCUACUUGACUGUGGGGAAGAUAAUGUCUGUAAACCUAAACUGGAAGUUUCUGUAGAUAGUGAUCAAAAGAAGAUCUAUAUUGGGGAUGACAACCCUCUGACCCUGACUGUGAAGGCGCAGAAUCAAGGGGAAGGAGCCUACGAAGCGGAGCUCAUCGUCUCCAUCCCACCGCAGGCAGAUUUCAUCGGGGUUGUCCGAAACAAUGAAGCCUUAGCAAGACUUUCCUGUGCAUUUAAGACAGAAAACCAAACCCGACAGGUGGUGUGUGACCUUGGAAACCCCAUGAAGGCUGGAACUCAACUGUCUGCCGGUCUUCGUUUUAGUGUGCACCAGCAGUCAGAAAUGGAUACUUCUGUGAAAUUUGACCUGAAAAUCCAAAGCUCUAAUUCUUUUGACAAUGUAAGCCCAGUUGUGUCUUACAAAGUUGACCUUGCUGUUUUGGCUGCUGUUGAGAUAAGAGGGGUCUCAAGUCCUGAUCAUGUCUUUCUUCCAAUUCCAAAUUGGGAGUACAAGGAAAACCCUGAGACUGAAGAAGAUGUUGGGCCUGUUGUUCAGCACAUCUAUGAGCUGAGAAACAAUGGUCCAAGUUCAUUCAGCAAGGCAAUCUUAAAUCUCCAGUGGCCUUACAAAUACAACAAUAACACUUUGUUGUACAUCCUUCAUUACGACAUUGAUGGGCCAAUGAACUGUACCGCAGAUACAGAGAUCAACCCUUUGAGAAUUAAGACCCCCGAAAAGAAUGACUCUGCUCCUGGACCAGGAGAACGCAGUCAUCUCAUCACCAAGCGGGAUCUCACCCCUGCUGAGGGAGAUGUUCACACUUUGGGUUGUGGAGUUGCUAAGUGCUUGCAGAUCGUCUGCCAGGUUGGUCGCCUGGAUCGUGGGAAGAGUGCCAUCCUGUAUGUGAAAUCCCUGUUGUGGACCGAGACGUUUAUGAAUAAGGAGAACCAGAACCAAUCUUACUCCCUGAAGUCGUCUGCUUCAUUUAACAUCAUAGAGUUUCCCUACAAGAAUCUUCCGAUCGAGGAUCUCUUCAACGCCACACUAGUCACCACUAACAUCACCUGGGGCAUUCAGCCGGCGCCCAUGCCUGUGCCCGUGUGGGUCAUCAUCUUGGCAGUUCUCGCGGGGCUCUUGUUACUGGCUGUUCUGGUGUUUGUAAUGUACAGGAUGGGCUUUUUUAAACGUGUCCGACCACCUCAAGAAGAGCAGGAACGAGAACAACUCCAACCUCAUGAGAACGGCGAAGGGAACUCUGAAACCUAACUGCGGUUCUUAAGCUGCGCCGCUUCUGGAUCCACUAAAGUUACCACUUUGGUGAUAGAUUUAUACAUCUUUCAUGAAGAACAAAAUCCCAAGAUUGUAUUGCCGAGGGUACCCAGUAGCCUCGGUUUACCCACAAAACUGAAAUGAGUAUUUGCCAACUUCUCUUUAUGAAUAGGUUCAGCUUAACAUUUACUUCACAUACACUGGCGAGUGUUUUUAUGCAUUUAAGUGAGGAAAUUUCAAGUGAUAAUCCUUGUUCAGUGUACAUAAGGCACUUGAGUUACCACAUUAUAUAACACGGUACCUCUUCAGUUACUGUUUCUAAUUUACUAUGUGAGGUUUCUCUCUUCUUCGAUGUUAUGUUAAAGCAAUUAGGAGUUUUAAAGCAAUUCAAAUUUAGACCUUAGCGUCAGUAAUUUUGCACAGGUACUUAGAACAUUAGUAUACAUUACACUACAGUUGAUUUCGUAAGCUGCUGAAGACUCUGAAAUUGCAUGGACUUAGAUUUUAAUAUCAUUUAUGUAGUAGAACUUUAAAAAAAAAUCUGAUACCAUCAAAAUUCUUUCCUGGGGCUAUAGCUCACUUCAAAGCAUGUGCAAGUCCCUGAGUUUAAUCCUCAACACUGGGGGAAAACAGUAGUUUCCUGUAUUAACAACGGUACAGUAUUUUUAUACGGAAAUUAGGUUUUUAUUUAUAUUUAGUCUGCAUUGUAUUUUAGCUUUUGUAAUUUAAAUUCUAUAUCAAAUCCUUUAAACCAUUUCAUGCUGAAAUUCAAUAAUUAAAAAUACUCAUUAAGCAAUAGUUUGAUCUCAUCUGAGUAAUGAUGAUGAUUGAAGCCAUAGGAGUUGGAAGUUGUUUCUGAGGUACAUCUAUUUCCUUUGUCUGGCUGUUUGCUACACAUAAAAGGUCAAAAGGCCCUCUCUGUGGCUCUCUGCUGUAACUGCCCAUCAAAAUGACAUUCUUUAAUUAGACCGGAGCUUCUAAUUGGUGUUAACUUAUUUUUCUCCUGUAUUCAUAAUUUCCUUCUAUUUCCAAAAUGGAGAAUGGGUCAAGACUGUCUUUAUUACCUGUAGGAGCCUGGAUCUCCCACCCUCACCCCACGAGAAAUGCCUGGAAUUAGCAUUCCAAAGGUAGCUGGUGGUUUGCUUCUAGCAUGGGUAUUACCUCAGGUUAAGCAAGCAAUGCAUAAAACCUGCCUCAGCUGUCAGAAUAAAUGCUAAAAAAGUAUUUUUAUAAGCAGCUCAGGUUACUGACAAUCUUCUAAAGCUUUCUUACAUUUGUUAACAUAAAUUUUCUGGGGCUUUAAUAAAGGCAGCAGAGUUAGCAAGUUAUGGUCUUAAGUGGCUCUGAUUUAUUCACAGUUCCUCAAGGCCAUGGGAUGACUAUCAAUUACAGCUAUUUUUGUGCAAUUACAUCAUGUUAUGCGCUAGAAGUUGAGAAUUUUAAUAGCUUUUUAAACUGUCCUCAUUAAAGAAUGAAAAAUAUUUCUCUUAAAUAAUUGAAUAUUUUUCUACAUUUUAAAAAUAAGUGAAGUUUGUCUCACCAUAUCUUGUGUUAAUUCCAUGUGCAUAUGGCUGAGCUAAUUUGGAGAAUUUAUUUUCAUAACAUGAAGCACAUUUCGGUGAAUUGUACAAGUUAGAAUAGAGACAGGACCCUAUAUUUAGCUUUAAUGAACUUUUAAUAACUUUUGGGGUAUAAAAUUUUUUAAUGGCUUGUAAGAUCAUAAUUAUAUGCAUAAGUAUAUUUUUAACCAAUAAAUUUAAAUUCUUUUAAGAAAUAUUUUUAUCUUAGGGCCAAGUGUUGCCCACCACCAUGCAGUUACUCAGUUGGCCUAUAAAAACUUUUACCUUUUCUGUCUACCUGUAUAAUAGCUGUCAUUCUUGAAAAUCAAUGAAAUCCACUCUGGCAAUAGAAUCAGUAUUGACUUUUACAGUUAUUCUUUUAUGGCUUCUUUGCCAAGGAAUAACUUUAUGUUAGAGUUUGAAAGAUGUUGCAACUGGAAAUUAACAUGGGGUGUAGUUUUCUACAGUCUUUGAAAAAGUAUAACUUUGUAUCUCUGUAAAAUUAGCAACUGUUAUUUCAAAGUCAAUUCUGAAAAGAAUGUUGAUUUUUUUAUUCUAUAGCAGCAUAUGAAUAUAUUCGACAGAAUAUCAAAAGAUCAUUUUAGCUUCAUAUUUGUAAUUUACUGAGAAUUAAAAUUCAUUUCUAAGUAUAAAGUUCUCAUCAUCUAGUUCAGAAAAAAAAAUUGAGUGUUCCAGAGGACAUUUGACACAUGUGAGAAAUAUUGACACCAAUACUGAUUUCUUCAGAGAUAUUUUUUAGAGUUGAUAUUUUAAAACAUCUGUGUCAGGAUCAACCCCCCCCACCCCCACUUAUGUUUAAUUAUCAUCAUAACUCUGAAUAACUAUAAAAGGUGAAGCAGUCAAAAGGUAUUGUCUUAAUUCUACUUGAAUUAUGAAAUUACUUAUUAGUUAAUCCUCACGAAUACAACAUUAUUUAUGUAGUGAGGAAAUUGACUAAUAGCAGACAAGUUUUGCUGUUGCUUUAAGACAGCAGUGUGGGUUUUGAUAGUGAGCCUAACCCCAAGGAGGGAUUUCUGUGGCAAAGUACAGAUAGAGCAGCUGGUUCUUGUAGGGCAAUAGAGUGCUAAGGUGGCAUCUGUUCCCGUGUGGCAGAAUGUCCUGAAGAGCCUCAUGGAGAAGGAGAGUUCUAGAAUACCUGUGUGGCCAUCACCUAUCUGAAUGUCACCUUGUUUUUAUUCAUGGGUGGCUUGUAUAUUUAAUUUGAUGAGUAAGGGGAAAAGACAAACAAAAUUGUGUUAUGGGAUCCAAAAAGACAAAUAAAAUUGCUUAAUGUCUAGUGAUUUGCAAAAGGUCUCUGAACUAUGAACCUGUGGAUGUGCUGUCUGCAGUAUACACUGGCAUUCUGUGUGAUUCCUGCUAUGGUAUGCUUUCUGUGAGGGGUACUGGAUCUUUGGUAUUUGUUGUCAUUGUUCUCAAGUGCAAUAUAACAAUGUAACGAAACAUAUAAGUCAUUAUUAAUUUAGUAAGCCUAAUCUCAAUAGAGACUUAUUAGUAUUUGUUGUUGUUGUUAGCAGAAAAUUCUGCUGUAGUUGUAGAUACACAGGUGAAGUUUUUUACUUCUAAACUAUUCAUUCUGCAUUUUAUUUUAGGUGGAAAAUGAACUGUUCCAUAUUUGUUUUAAAACACUUUCAUCAUCUUGGGGUAACUUAGAAGGUGUGUCUGUCAAAUUACUUUGCUCUUUAAGUAACAUGGAAGGUAAUUUUCUUUGGCUUCUCUCGUGAUCGCCCACAUUGGGUGAGACAUAAAAUGAGUCUGUCCUGAAAUCUGCCGUUUGCUAACUUGGUUUGAGUUAGUACAAGUAGGUACCGCGUUCUGCUUUGUUUCCAAUGUGUAACUUGGGACUGUACAAUAAACUUGAACAUAUGGUGCCAGCUUA